Conger conger (European conger) is the source of this 7386-nucleotide messenger RNA. Its product is annotated as pleckstrin homology-like domain family B member 2. Gene Ontology annotation, biological process: regulation of microtubule cytoskeleton organization. The coding region runs from base 418 to 4263 and encodes 1281 amino acids. Gene Ontology annotation, cellular component: basal cortex. Lineage: Eukaryota; Metazoa; Chordata; Actinopteri; Anguilliformes; Congridae. The record is from RefSeq and is a predicted model, not a curated record. The transcript has 22 exons. Gene Ontology annotation, molecular function: protein binding.
CAAGCUAUUGCUUGAAGCACGCGUAACUACUGAAUCUGAAAAUGGUCUAGCGAUUAUUGCACGGAAUCUCUCCUGCUACGCAGUCCCAUUUUGUCUCUUGGGAGGGUGGUGUAAGGACAAUAUCCAGGAGUCAUUACAGCCGGUGGAACGCUCCCACCACCCAAGAAACUGCUACAGCUAUUGCAAAUCGACGUUGACGAAGGGGCGGCGACGUUGAUCGCCUUCGGAGUAUUGGAGAUGAACUGGAAGGUCGCGACUUGCUGACAGUAGACCGGUAUGGAAGAUUAUUCAACACUGCUGACAACGUGGACAUUAACGGGACGGAACUUCCCCGAGUCUUCGGUCCUGGGAUAACUAUCGGAUUUAUACCUAAUUUAUGUUAAAAUAGUAACCGACGUUAACGAGCACUUUUAAACUAUGGACAUAGAAGCCGGCAUUAGACUAGAGAGCCUGACCCAGCCAGGGCUUGAACAGCAGAGCCCUGUUCCCACCACAAGCCCACCACUGGACCUGAUUGACACCGGGAAAGGCCUAAAAGUACAGACGGCCACGCCCCAUUUGGUCAGCCUGGGGAGUGGCCGUCUGAGUGUGGCCAUUACCCUGCUGCCCCUCAAUGAAGGGACAACCCGAAUCGGAAGAGAAGACGCACCCGUACCCCAGAACAUCACCAUAGACGGUCCCGGAAUUGAGGCGGAGCAUUGCCGAAUUGAGAACCAUGAGGGAGUCAUCACCCUGGACCCCUGUGGAAACCUGUGUGCUCUGGAUGGUGUUUCAGUCACCACACCCACCCUGCUAACCCAAGGGUACACACUCUGUCUGGGUAAAUCCCACUUCUUCCGCUUCAACCAUCCCGAGGAGGCCCGGCGAAUGAAGAGCAUGCUGCCGCAGAAGAGCCCCGUGUCCUCCAUGGGAUACGGAUCAGACAGCCUGAGGUUUGACUACCGCGAGAGGCCCGGUGUGACCAGCGCGCAGCCCGCGCGGGGCGGGCGGUCGGGGGUGGAGCUCCAGGAGUUGAUGGACACGCUGCAGCGCCGGAAGCUGGCGUUGGAGACCACCCUGCGGGCCAACGGCGGCUGCGGGCCCUCCUACCUCAGCAUGUCUCAGUCGCCCCCCGUCAGCCCCAACCCCCUGUGCUCCGCGCCCGGCCACCCGGAGCAGAGCUGGAGGCACUCCGGCGGGGACCGCCCGCCCGCGUCCCACAAGCUGUCCUCCUACCUGCCCCCCUCGCCCCGGCAGGGUGCCGCCGACGCCCGGCAGAGGGACCGGGACCGGGACCGCCCCCUCAGCCCCGCCCACGCGGCGUACGCGCGCUCCGGCUCGCGGCACUGGUCCCAGGACAGCCUGUUCCUGUCGGCGCUGGCCGACGGGCGGCGGCUCCCGGGCGGCGGCUCCCUGCUCUCCAUGUGGAGCGGCUCGGCCUCCGCGAGCGACGCUCUCCCGCCGGCGCCCCGGGGCCCGGCCAGCAUGCCCUCCAGCCCCCGGCUGGCCCGGAGGUACCUCUUCCAGGAGUCGGGGCGCGGGGGCCGCGACGGGGACGAGGCCCUGGACCCGGGGCCCCGGCAGAGGAAGUACUCGGCGGGGUCCCUCACCGGCAUGGGCGCCUACAGCCGCUCGCUCCCCCGCCUGUACCGCACGGCCGACGGCCAGCCCUUCUCCCUGCCCCCCCACCGCUCCCCGGCCGGCCACGGCGGGGAGGCGGCGUCCGCCCCCAAACCCCGGCGGAGCCUGCCCGCCCACGAGCGGCCGCCGGACGUCACGGUGCCCGCCAGCGUGCCCUCCAGCCCCCGGGCCGCGGCCAGGGCCGGCCUGCUCUGCUCGGGGCUGCACGCCGACCUGGAGCGCGGGGGCCUGCGUAGCCCCUCGCCCUGCCUGGACCUGGGCCUGGGCCUGGGCCUCGGGGAGAGGAGGCUGUCGUUCGGGAAGGCCGGCGUGGGGCCGGGCGGCCUCCGGGAGCGCCGCGGGAGCAUCAGCUCCCUGAGCGGGAAGGAGGAGCUGAGGGACUACCACCAGCACCAGCGGGACGAGAGGCUGCGCGAGCAGGAGGUGGAGAGGCUGGAGCGCCAGCGCCUGGAGACCAUCCUCAGCCUGUGCUCGGAGCUGGGCCGGUCCGAGCGGGAGCCGGCCGGGUCCACCGUGGCGGACCUGCAGAACAUCAACAAGGAGCUGGAGAAGCUCCAGGUGUCCGACGACGAGUCGGUGUUCUCGGAGGCCGCGGGCGCCGCCCCGGAGAACGGCUACGAGCCCAAGUGGCAGGUCCGGCAGCGGCGGCACAGCGGGCACCGAGAGGCCCGGGCGCCGUCGCCCUCCGUCAGCCUCAGGGCCGCCGCCCCGUCGCCCUCCCCGCGCCAUCUCAGGACACAGGUGCCUGAAGUAUCGGAUGAUGGGCAGUUGAAGCAGGAGGUUUCCCGCAUUGAGGAAGAAAGGAUCCAGGUGCUGAACAACAUGGAGGAGCUAGAACAAAAGAUCAAAGACCUGGACAACCAGAUGGAGGAGUCCAUCCGUGAGAUGGAGGUUGAGCGUGCGCUGCUGGAAGGAGAGCAGGACGCCGAGAUGGCCCAGUUGCAGCAGGAGAAGGAGGUCCUUGACCAGCUGAAGGAGAGGAUGACCGACAUGGAGAAGAAUGUGCAAGAGAAAAAGUCCCAGGAGAAAGCACAGCUGGAUGCUGAAAGGGAAAAGGUAGAGAGGCUGGCAGAGCAGGUCUCUGAGCAGAAGACCCAGCUGGACAACUGUCCCGAGGCCCUCAAGGAGCAGCUCCAGCAGCAACUGUCCAGGGACGCAGACACUCUGGAGGUGGAGAAGAAGCGGUUUGAGGAUCUGGAGUUCCAGCAGCUGGAGCAGGAGAGCCACCAGGACGAGGAGAAGGAGACGUCCAUGCAGCAGCUCCUCAAGGAGAUCGCCGAGUACCAGCGCAGCACGGUCACGCGAAAGGAGAGACUCAUGACCCUAAAGAAACAAUCCACCCAGAUCAGCCAGCAAGGCCAGCGGGAGAAGGACAGCUUCCUGAAGGAGAGGAGCAACCUGCUGAUGAUGCUGCAACGGGAGAAGGAGAGCCUGGAGUCUCUGGAAAAGAAGUACACAAACCUCACUGGGGGUCAAAGCUUCCCCAUCAACCCCAUCAGCAUGAAAGAGCACUUCCGAACGCUGGAGGAAAGGAGGAGGUCGGGGAAGGAGGAGGGGUCCCAGCUCAGUGACACGCUGCCUCGCAAGAAGAUCCAGCCUUCCGCCUCGCCCCAUUUCAGCAACGCCACCCUGGGUCGCAGCAUGAGCCCCAAGGUGCACAUACCCCUGUCCCAGAGCUCCAGCUGUGGAAGUGUACUGCCCCGUGCCCUCACUAUAUCCCCCAAGGACCUGGACCACCGUCACCUGCACAAGGGCUACACCCCGCUCUACCUGACUGAGGAGCUCAGGCAGAGGCAGAGACUGAGUGAGCUGAGCAGCCGGACUGUCUCCGAGUCCAACGUCUACCUGGAUUCGCUGCUCUGCCGGGAUAAUGGGCACGCCUUCGACACCCUGAGCAUGGACAGCUCCGACAGCAUGGAGACCAGCAUCUCCGCCUGCUCUCCGGACAAUGUCUCCAGUGCCAGCAUGUCCACCAUGGUCAAGAUGGAGGAGAUGGAGCGGCUGCUGAGGGAGGCCCAGGCCGAGAAGCACCGGCUCCUGGAGCAUCGGGAGCGCGAGAUGGAAGUGCGCAGGCAAGCCCUGGAGGAGGAGAGGAGGCGCCGGGAGGACUUGGAGAAACGUCUGCAGGAGGAGACCAGCAGGAGGCAGAAACUCAUCGAGAGAGAAGUCAAGCUCCGCGAGAAACAGAGAGCUCAGUCCCGCCCGCUGACGCGCUACCUCCCGGUCCGGAAGGACGACUUCGACCUCCGCGGUCACAUCGAGUCUGCCGGACACAACACGGACACCUGCUACCACGCGUCGCUGACCGAGAAGACCUGCCGCGGCUUCCUCGUCAAGAUGGGCGGCAAGAUCAAGACCUGGAAGAAGCGGUGGUUCGUCUUCGAUCGCAACCGCCGAACCCUGGCGUACUACGCAGACAAGCAUGAGGCCAAGAUGAAAGGAGUCAUCUAUUUUCAAGCCAUCGAGGAGGUGUACUACGACCACUUAAAGAACGCCCACAAGAGCCCCAACCCGUCCCUGACGUUCAGUGUGAAGACACACGACCGUGUUUAUUACAUGGUGGCCCCGUCUCCUGAAGCCAUGCGCAUCUGGAUGGAUGUGAUCGUGACAGGGGCCGAGGGAUAUACCCAUUUUCUCGUGUAAACCACUCUCCUGGGUCACCGUUUACACUAUGGACCGCCACUCACCUGGAAUUUCCGCAACAAUAUUCCCCGGAAGCAAAGGAUGACCAACUCAAUGCUGGGCUCAGCCUUUCUCAGCUUGUGACCUCCUUUUGAUACAUUUUUUUAAAUGUUAUUUUUAUUUUCUUAAAGUUAGACAUUAUAUUAUUCUGGUGCCUUAUCUAACUAUUUUUUUUUGUACUUCGAGGAUCCGUGCCAAAGCUGAUGGAGUGUUCUGGAACUUUCCGAGCAUUCUCAACUAAGAACAAAGAAUGGGCUGAGUGAUGAUGCGAUAUACCCUCAGCGAAUAGGAAUGGUGCCAGACAAUGAUGUCACUGCGUUUGGAGAUGGGAUCAUUACACAACCCUGGAUAUGUUUGGCCACACACGUUGGUUAAUUUUGCACAUCCGCAGUGAUGAUUAUUAAUGUUAUUAAUGUGCAAGUAGGGACAUGAGCAUCACCACUGUGUCAUGAACACGGCACCUGUCCUUUUGCUGGUGUGACUCAUCUCAUGUUUAAGAGGAAGUGGGCAGUGAGUCAUCAUUGGCGUCAAACUGUUAAAAUGAGUGCUUUAUCUUCCUGUUUACCUGUCAGUGUUGCCUGUGGGCUGCAUAUGUCGGUGUGUCUGUGGUGUCAGUGUGAUGUGGGGGUUGGUGUCCGUUUCAAAAGGGUUUGAGAGUGUUACCGCAGUACCUUUUCCAGUAAAUAGAUUCGGAGGACUGGACUUGAUGAAAAGCACGCCCGUUGCACACUGUUUGACAAUGCUUUGGGUCCCAACAGCUAUGUCUCUGCCUUGUUUCUCAAUAUAUCGCAUUGUUUGUAUUACUGAACAGAGCAGUAUUGCCAUUUUCUUCUAUGAAUACCUGUCUCGCACAUCUUUUCUGUAAUGUCACGCUGUUGUAUUUUUGUACUACAUAAUAGUUUUUUGGACAAUAGGAUCUUUAGUUAUUUUUAUACUCUAAUGAAUUUUAAUAGUAACUAUAGGCUCUUCCAGGGGCUUCUGGCAGGGGAAAUGAACUCCCUGCCAAGAGGGGGGGCCUGUGUGUGUGUGUGUGUGUGUGUGUGUGUGCGAGAGGUGUUUGUGUGUGUGUGCGUGCCUGUGUGUGCGAGAGGUGUUUGUGUGUGUGUGUGUGUGUGUGUGUGUGUGUGUGCGAGAGGUGUUUGUGUGCCUGCCUGUGUGUGCGAGAGGUGUUUGUGUGUGUGUGCGUGCCUGUGUGUGCGUGUGCGUGCAUGCGAGAGAGAGGUGUGUGUCUGAGAGAGAAAUUGAGGGAGGUGUGUUUCUGAGUUUGACUGCACGGGAAUAGUCUCCUGUACUUUUACCAUAUCUUGCGAUUCAGCAUAUUUUUAUAUAUCAACCAUAUAGUUUCUUAUACCUCUAUAAUAACCAGGUAAUGUUAUUUGUAAAUGUCAGUUUUAUAUAUUGACAUGAUCAAAUGGAAAAUAUUUUAAUGUUCUUAAAUCUCGCCUUAAAUGUCUGUAAAUGAUGUAUUGACAGUCCUCCCUGUUAACGCAGAGCAGAGUGAUUUCGAACAGAAAGCUGAGGAGAUGUUUGUGGAUUCUGACUGCGUUCAAUGGUACAUCUGGUGUAUAGAUUACAGUGACCUGCGGGAACUUGGGAUUGGUGUUUGUGUGCAAUCUCAAUGUCAUCUUAAUUCAGGAGUUAUACCACUGUCUUCAAAGUCAGGGGUGUAUGACUGAUCCUGGAGGGCCAGUAUGUAUGCAGUUUUUUGUUUACCAAAUUGGGCACGUAUACCAGCACUGGCUCACAUAUAGAUUAGACCACAGUGAAACAUUUUGUAUGAGGACACAGUAUUCAACUGUCAAUUCAGCAGCUUGCAAAUGUUUGUUUAAAUUGUCGGAUGGUGUAAAUGGCUGGGCGGUUUAUAAUCAUUUCAGGGCAGAAGUUGGGGGGCAGGUACUAUAUGGCCCACACUAUAUGACUGUUUGACCAUCACUGUCCAUUGCCCUGUGAUUCUGUUCAGUGUGAAUGUGCUCUGCUCACUUAACAGCCACCAGCAGAGCAUCCAGAUUGAUGAUGAUGAUGAUGGUGUGGAUGAUGAUGAUGAUGUGGAUAGUGGGGGUAGACGAUGAUAAUGAUGGUGGUGGUGAUGAUGAUGAUGAUGUGGAUAGUGGCAUGGAUGAUGAUGAUGAUGUGGAUAGUGGUGUGGAUGAUGAUGAUGAUGAUGAUGAUGUGGAUAGUGGCGUGGAUGAUGAUGAUGAUGAUGUGGAUAGUGGCGUGGAUGAUGAUGAUGAUGAUGUGGAUAGUGGUGUGGAUGAUGAUGUGGAUAGUGGUAUGGAUGAUGAUGAUGAUGAUGUGGAUAGUGGUGUGGAUGAUGAUGAUGAUGUGGAUAGUGGUGUGGAUGAUGAUGAUGUGGAUAGUGGUGUGGAUGAUGAUGAUGAUGUUGAUAGUGGUGUGGAUGAUGAUGAUGAUGUGGAUAGUGGUGUGGAUGAUGAUGAUGAUGUGGAUAGUGGUGUGGAUGAUGAUGAUGAUGUGGAUAGUGGUGUGGAUGAUGAUGAUGUGGAUAGUGGUAGGGAUGAUGAUGAUGUGGAUAGUGGUAUGGAUGAUGAUGUGGAUACUGCAGGGAUGAUGUGGAUGAUGAUGAUAAGGUCGUAUCGGGUAUGCUCACACUUAACCAGGCAGCACAGGGUGAAUCUCUCUGUGUGCUGGAGAGAGCAGAUUUCUCUCCUCUGCCUGAGCAGCAGUGUGCUGGAGAGAGCAGAUUUCUCUCACGCUCAUUUUCUGACUGCAGACAUCUCCUUCAUAUCAACAGUAUUGAAGAUGUUAUUUUACCAUUUGAAAACUUAUUUAAUUAUUAAUCGUAUUACUGUAUUUAUGCUCUGUGUAUCAUGCAUGUUAUUUUUUUAUAAUUCGAUACAGCAAACGCAGCACAGUAAAAUAAACUUCAGUGGGGUAAAAUCGACUCUGAUGGACCUUGAAGUCUAAAGUAAUACAUAUUGUCCCUGUUGGACUCUUUGCUUUUGCUGUGCAGGUGAAUGCUGUAUGCCUUACGGUGGGCUAGUCUCGUUUAUGUCCUCAAUACACCCACAUGAAGGCGCUAUGGUGUUGAAAUGUUUGUAAUAAAGCAAUACAUCAAUAAAUGUGGAA